AUGAUUAUCUUAGACGAAGCAUACCAACGGUUUAAAAUCGGAACUGGAUUAACAAAUGAUGAAACACGCGUACAUUUCGUAGACGAGGAAAAUUUUACGCAGAAGAUUCAAGAUCUGGGAAAAAUAUACAGUGUAGCUGGACAGUUUCAUCAAAUCUGGGUUCAAGCCCAAAUCUUUCUUGGUGGUGGUGAUGAAAUGGAGAAAAAUGCUGCAGCUUUGCAUACAGCUAUGAAUGCAGUGCAGGCACUGGGAAGGGGCUUUGAUGUUAACUAUGAUACGAGGUUGCUUUAUUGUAAAGGAGUGGCAGGGUCAAGAAUUGUGGAAAUUGAUGAAGAGCACCAGAGGGAUUUAUAUCUGACGGAUAAUUUGGUUGUCCCUAAUGUCUCGAGGGACAUUAAGAAUUACCAGCAGGCCUGGGGCCGAGAUGGCUUUGGUGUUUGCAGUUAUAAUGAGAUGGUGGAAUACUUCAAUAAAAAGGCUAAUAUCUCUGGACACAUUCCUCUUGGUAGUUUCAAUGCUGUGUUCAGCUUUACUGGUUCUAAGCAUGUAGAUGCUGCUGCCACAAAGUCGCUUUGCAUGGAUGGAAUUUUCAUUCCACUAGCUAAGAUUCAAAUUAUCAAAUAUCCCAUGGUUUUGCAUGAAAAUGUUAGAAGAGCAGUCCCAACAUCAUGGGACCCACCAGCCCUGGCCAGUUUCAUUGAAAAUUUUGGGACUCAUGUUAUUAUGUCUGUAACUAUUGGCGGUAAAGAUGUAAUCUACGUCAAGCAGCACCUAUCUUCACCUUUGUCCACCAUGGAAAUAAAAAAUUAUGUUCAAGAUAUUGGGAACCAAAGGUUCUCUUCUGCAGAAGGCCUUACAAAUUCAGGUUUAUUGAAGUCCAAAGAUAAGGGCAGUGACCCAUCUUUGUUUAACAGCCAAGGGAUAUACCCACAACCUGCCAAUGCACCUUAUCUCUCUGGGAACGGCAAAGAAAGCCACACUCAAUGGGUUAGAACAGUCCGAUCUUCUCCAGAUGUCAUUGAGAUGUCAUUUGUUCCAAUAACAGAACUUCUUGAAGGAUUUAGAGGGAAGGAGUAUCUGGCACGUGCUAUAGGUCUAUACCUUGAAUACAAGCCUCAAAUUGAAGAAUUGAGAUAUUUCCUAGAAUUUCAGGUCCCUCGGAUAUGGGCCCCUGUACAGGAUAGAUUUCCUGGACAACCAAGAAAGGAGCCUGUUUGCCCAUCAUUGCAGUUCAGCAUGAUGGGGCAAAAGCUAUAUGUCAGCCAAGAGCAAGUAUCAGUUGGUCGCAAGCCUGUGACUGGUAUGCAAUUAUGUCUUGAAGGAAUCAAACAAAAUCGACUUAGUAUUCAUCUUCAGCAUUUGGCAUCUCUUCCUAAGAUUCUCCAGCCCUACUGGGAUACGCAUGUUGCAAUAGGUGCUCCAAAAUGGCAGGGUCCCGAAGAACAAGACAGCAGAUGGUUUGAGCCAGUGAAAUGGAAGAAAUUUUCCCACGUCAGCACUGCACCCAUUGAAAACUCUGAGACCUUCAUAGGAGGUGAUCUCUCGGGCGUGUACAUUGUCACUGGAGCUCAACUCGGAGUGUGGGAUUUUGGGUCGAGAAAUGUCUUGCAUAUGAAGCUUUUGUAUUCAAGGCUUCCAGGAUGCACAAUACGUAGAUCAUUAUGGGAUCAUGUUUCGAACGAUAAGUCAAGAAAACAGUUUUCCAUUGGAAGCAACUCCGACGACUCGAGCUCAAGCUCUGGGGAAAAUAGUGUGGGUAACAAGUUGGCGAAAUUUGUCGACAUGUCAGAAAUGAGCAAGGGCCCACAAGAUCCUCCAGGACACUGGUUAGUUACCGGAGGAAAACUCAGUGUAGAGAAAGGGAAAAUUGUAGUUAGAGUGAAGUAUUCAUUGCUCAAUUACUGA
Fraxinus pennsylvanica is the source of this 1905-nucleotide messenger RNA. Lineage: Eukaryota; Viridiplantae; Streptophyta; Magnoliopsida; Lamiales; Oleaceae. The record is from the annotation of a GenBank genome assembly.